GUUGUGUAGAGUGCAGCGGCGGACGACAGUUGUACAGCGAAAAUUUUAUUCAUGGCGUCUAUCGUUUUAAAAAGUUUGUCUAUAUUCUUAGGAUUGUUCUUCAUAUUUGUUGGGAUUAUGAAGAUUACACCCUACAUCAGCAAAGAACUUCAUAAGGAUUUGCGACAAGAAUAUGUAAAAUAUGCCAAAAUUAUACCAUUAGCACGCUGGCUGAAUGUAAAAAUACCUUCAAAAUGGUAUCGCCGUAUAGUUGGUGGCCUUGAAAUUGUCUGUGGCAUUGCUCUUACAUUCAUCCCACAUCGUCGUACAAAGCAGUUAGCUAACUGGAUUCUACUUUCUUUAAUGAUUGCUGCAAUUUCCUUGCAUUGGGCAGUAGAUGACAAGCUAGAACGCUCUGCCCCAGCUCUAGUCUUCUUCUUUAUGUUGACAUGUCGGUUGGUGGUGGAGUGGCAAACUGAACGCCAAGAUAAAGCAGAGGCUGCUAAAGCAUCAGCAAAAGCGCCUUCUGUGGGACCUACCCAUUCUAACAUCCCAGCCAAACUAGCGAAGAACGAUUAAUCUGAAUUUUGGUGCCAUGACAGAAUAUGCUCUUUGUCUAAGUCAGUUAUGUUGUAGCAGUAUUGUGACAGUCUUGACUCUCUGUGGUUUUAAUUUAAUUUUCUAUUUGAUUAACUUAUUUUCCAUUUCACAAGAGUAGCAGUUAGAACGUUUUCAGACCGAAUGAUCUCGCACGCCCGAUCCAUAAUACAAUUGUGUUCUAUGCACAUUUUUCAUAAUAAAAUAAUUGUUUGUGGAAAUUAAA
Molecule: messenger RNA, 802 nt
Organism: Daphnia carinata
Lineage: Eukaryota; Metazoa; Arthropoda; Branchiopoda; Diplostraca; Daphniidae
Product: novel acetylcholine receptor chaperone-like
Exons: 3
Coding region: 52-558 (168 amino acids)
Biological process (GO): positive regulation of protein localization to cell surface; chaperone-mediated protein complex assembly
Cellular component (GO): endoplasmic reticulum
Source: RefSeq, a predicted model, not a curated record